AUGAAGGACUACUUUUCCCUCGACAGCCUAGGAGUCAUCAAACCGGACAAAUUGCUGUUAUCUGCCGAAGAUGAACGGGCUCUCACGCUGCUACAGUCGCUAACGCACCGCCGGGAGGGACGAUACGAAUCCGGCCUACUCUGGCGAUAUGACGAUACCCGUCUACCGGAUAGUCGAUCCAUGGCGCUGCAACGGUUCCAAUGCCUGAAGAAGCGGAUGCAUAGAGAGCCAGAGCUGCAAACAACCUUGCAGGAAAAAAUCGACGAGUACUUAGCCAAAGGCUACAUCAGGCUGCUCAACGAUGAGGAAGUUAACCAGAAAGUACUGCGCCGAUGGUAUUUACCGGUUUUCCCCGUGACCAAUGCGAACAAACCCGGAAAGGUGCGGAUAGUGUGGGAUGCCGUGGCAUGCGCCUACGGCACAUCGCUCAACUCGGCUCUUCUCAAAGGACCAGACCUACUUUGCUCUCUCCUCACAAUUCUGCUCCAGUUCCGAGAACGUCGCAUCGCGCUUACUGGCGAUAUACGUGAAAUGUUUCACCAGGUGUUGAUCCGUAACGAAGACCAAUUCAGCCAGUGCUUCUACUGGAUGAACGAACGUGGACAAACCGAAGUGUAUGCCAUGCAGGUUAUGACUUUCGGAGCAUGCUGCUCCCCAACUACUGCACAGUUCGUGAAGAACGCAAAUGCCGACCGUUUCGCAUGCGACUAUCCAACGGCACAUCAAGCCAUCACGAAGUCCCACUACGUCGACGAUAUGCUGGUCAGCGUGGACACCGAAGAGCAGGCCAUCCAGCUGGCUAAGGAUGUAAGGCACGUCCACCAGCAAGGCGGGUUCGAGAUUCGGAACUGGAUCAGUAACUCAAGUAUGGUGCUGGCGGCGCUGCAAGGAGUAGAUACCUACGAGAAAUGCCUCGACCUGUCUUCCGAAUUGGCCACAGAGAAAGUUUUAGGCAUGUGGUGGAACACGACCGAUGACGUCUUCACCUACAAAGUGGGAUGGAACCGAUACGAUCCGGCUUUGUUAGGAGGUGAACGCAGGCCAACGAAACGGGAAGUUCUUCGCGUCUUGAUGACCAUCUUCGACCCGCUUGGUCUAAUUUCCCACUUCCUGUCGUAUCUAAAGAUUCUGCUACAGCAAAUCUGGCGAUCCGGCGUACAGUGGGAUGACGAAAUCGAAGACGACGCCUACGAUAAAUGGCUUACUUGGUUGAAGGUGCUUCCACGCGUCGAACAUGUGAAGAUUUCCCGGUGCUACAACUCCGAGUACCUUACAAACGAAGCCGACGAAGUUCAGCUGCACACGAUGGUGGAUGCUUGCGAGAACGGCAUGGCCGCCGUUUGCUACCUCCGUUUUGCCCACAAGGGAUCCGCAUCCUGCUCCAUAGUUGCAGCCAAAUGUCGAGUUGCUCCGCUCAAGUUCACGUCAAUACCACGACUGGAGCUCGAAGCCGCUGUAAUUGGCGCCCGACUAUCGCAUACCGUCCAAAAGGCGCUAAGCUUCAAGAUCCAUCGGAAGCUGUACUGGUCGGAUUCCAGAGACGUCCUCUGCUGGAUCAACUCAGACCACCGGCGUUACAGCCAGUACGUGGGCCACAGGAUUAGCGAAAUAUUAGAAACAUCCGAAAUGAACGAAUGGCGAUGGGUGCCGGGCAAGCAAAACCCUGCCGACGACGCCACCAAGUGGAAUACUUUACCAGAAUUGACGCCUAAAGACAGGUGGUUUAACGGUGCGGAUUUUCUCUGGCGCCCUGAAAAGGACUGGCCGAAUCCGCCCAACUGCAAGGAUUCGACCGAUAACGAGUUACGUCCGUCGCUGCUAGCACACCACGCUUCUUCGGAACCAGUACUCCGCCUCGACGACUUUUCGUCAUGGGAGAGACUACGACGAGUAGUCGCAUACGUCCACCGAUUCGCCGAUAACUGUCGUAACAGGCGUCGAGGAAUGCCGACGGCUACAGGACCACUUACGGCGAAGCAGCUGCAGACGGCUGAGCACUCCCUGAUUCGACUUUGUCAACGGGAAUCCUACGCCGACGAGAUAGCGACGCUGCAAAAUCCACAGCAACAUCCAGAGAAAACAACGAGUGUAGCAAAAUCCAGCUCGCUAUACCAGCUGACACCUUGGCUGGACGAUAACGGAAUUAUGCGCAUGCGAACCCGCAUAGCUGCAUGUCAUUACGCCACUGAUGGCUCCAAGAAACCAAUAAUCCUUCCCCAAAAACAUCAAACCACCCGCCUGAUCGUAGCACAUUACCACCGUAAAUACCAUCACCACAACCACGAGACGGUGAUAAAUGAAAUUCGGCAAAAAUUUCGCAUUCCCCGCUUGCGUGCGUGCUAUCAACAAGUGCGCAGAAAUUGCCAGCAAUGCAAAAACCAGAACGCAGCUCCAAAUCCACCAUUCAUGGCCGAUCUUCCGAGCUCGAAACCGACGUGA
Molecule: messenger RNA, 2439 nt
Organism: Aedes albopictus (Asian tiger mosquito)
Lineage: Eukaryota; Metazoa; Arthropoda; Insecta; Diptera; Culicidae
Exons: 1
Coding region: 1-2439 (812 amino acids)
Source: RefSeq, a predicted model, not a curated record